AUGGCGUGGGAACCCGAUCGGGCCAGUGUGGAGCAGCUCCAGCGGGUGUUUGCCGGGACGCUUUCGCCGAAUAAUGACGAGCGCCGGGCCGCCAACGACGCCCUCGCCGAGGCGCAGCACACCCCCGAGCUCGAAAACUACCUAUUCUACAUCCUCAUGGAUCGCCUGGCGGCGCUGGCAGUGAGAGCCGCCGCCGGGUCCCAUUUGAAGAAUACCAUCCUUCGCAAGAACCGGGACCGUCCCUAUUUGACCCAGCACGUGAUCCAGGGCCUCGCCGACGACGACCGGCUCGUCAGCCGCAUCACCGCCAACAUCAUCACGGCGCUCUUUGCCCAGCGAGGCGUCGAGGGUUGGCCCGAGGCGUUGCCUCAGCUUUUUGACCUCGUCAAUAAUGGCCACGGCGCCGCCGCGGAAGCGGCGCUGGAGGCGCUUCGACGCCUUUGCGAGGAUCUGUACCAGAAGCUCGCCCGUGACUACCAUGGCGAGCGCCCUGUGGAUGCGAUGGUGCCCCAGUUGUUGGCGCUUACUACCAACGCUCUGCCCGUGAUCAGAGCCAACGCCAUCGGCUGUAUCAACGAGUUCAUCCCCGGGAAGCCCCAGCUGCUCAUCGCGCAGCUUGAUCCUUACCUCCAGCUGUUGUUUCUGAACGCCCAGGACACCGCUCCCCAGGUGCGCCGCCAGGUGUGCCAGCUGUUCCUGUUGAUCUUAGAACAGCGCCCCGAUAAAAUGUUGCCGCACUUGGACGGGGUCGUCGACUAUUGUGUGCAUUUAAUGACGCCGCUGGCGCCUGGCUACGACGACGAAGUAGCGAUUCAAGCGUGUGAGUUUUUGAUGAUGCUUGCGUUGAGUGUCGAAGAAGGGCGCCUCACCUACCAGCCGCGCAUGGACCAAGUGGUGCCGGUAUUGUUGGCGCUGAUGGUGUAUCUGGAGCAAGAAUUGGUCACCAUCGAGAUGCAGGACGAGAAGGACGACGGCGCCGUCGCUGACCGGGACCAGGACAUUAAGCCCGGUCAGGCGCGGCUGAAGGAGCACGCCGUUAAGACGCGCCGCGCCGGCGGCGAUGGCGGUGACGACGACAGCGAUCUGGACUCAGACCUGGACGACGACGACGACGACUUGGAGAACUGGCUGUUGCGUAAGUGCGCGGCGCUGACGCUCGAUGCGCUUCUGACCAAGUUCCCUCGUCAAGUGUUAGAAGUGGCUCUCCCAGAAUUACAACGUCGCUUGGGAGCGCCCGAGUGGCCGGUGCGCGAGGCGGCGAUCCUCGCCUUCGGCGCUAUGAGCGCCCCCUGUGCCGAGUGUGCCGCCGAUUCCGUUGGUGACCUCAUCCCUUUCCUUGUGGAACGCUUACAAGACCGCGAGACCAGAGUGCGCCAGAUUUCGUGCUGGACGAUAUCGCGCUAUGCCGACUGGGUAUGCGACGCCAGCGACCCGGCGCUGCGCCAUUUUGGUCCCGCUUUUGAAGCCGUGGUGCGCUGCGGUCUCGACUCCAAAAAGGUAGUCCAGGAGCUGGCGUGUCUGGCGUUGGCGACGUUUAUCGAAACCUGCGAUGCCCUGUUACUUCGCCCCUUUAUCGGCCCGUUGCUCAACCAUUUUGCCCAGUGUUUCGGCGUCUACCAACGUAAAAACAUGAUUGUGUUGUACGACUGUGUGCAGACGUUUGUUGAGGAAAUGGGCUACGACGCGUUGGUGGCGGAUCCUCACUACAUGGAGACGUUGAUGACUCCGCUUUUGGGCAAAUGGCAGCUGAUGAGCGACGACGACGGCGAUCUCUGGCCUUUGCUUGAGUGUAUGGGGGUAGUGGCGGCAACGUUCGCCGACAAGUUUGCCCCCUACGCCGUGCCCGUGUACCAGCGAGCAGUGAAGAUCCUCGCUCAGUGUGUUCACGCCGAACAACAGUGCCACACUGACCCGUCAAUUGAGCCUCCCGAAGUGAAUAUGAUGAUCACGCUGAUUGACUUGAUCGAUGGCUUAAUCCAAGGGUUUGGUGACCACCUGGCAGAGCUCUUGGCUUCGGCUAGCCCUGAAACCGGUUCGGUAUCGGUGAUGGACUUGGUGAUGGAAUGCUUUGACCACCACCUGGCCGACGUCCGCCAGCUGGCUUAUGCCCUUUUGGGGGACAUGGCCAUUCACGUGUUGCUGCUGACGAUUGCGCCCCACUUGGAAGCGGUUGUCACCUGCAUCGGUAAAGAAGUACACAACCGCAACUGGGAGACUAGCGCCGUCCACCUGAACGCGGUGUGGCUGCUUGGGGAAAUGGCGUUGCGCUUACCCACUGAGCUCGCUCCUUACUUGGCUAACUUACUAGACCUUUUGAUCCCCGUGCUCGAGGCAGUGGACUUGUCGCUGACCGUUUUGGAAAACUACGCCAUCUGCUUAGGUAGAUUAGGUGUCCACUACGCCGACGCCGUCGCCCUCAGAUUAGCGGAGUUCAUUGUCGCGUGGUGUACCCACAUGAUGUACGUCAUUGAGAACGAGGAGAAGGAAUCGGCUUUUGCCGGGAUGGUCAACAUCAUCCACAAGAACCCCGACCACGGGUUUGGCGGGUUGUCGCUGCCGCAAGCGAGAAAGAACUUGGGGCUCUUCUUUUCGUGCAUGGGUAACUACAUGGACCCGUCGCCCCAGCUCGCGCAACAGUUCCACCAGUUGUUGACUGAGUACCACCAGGUGCUUGGUGGCGAUGGCUGGAACCAGGUGAUGGCGCUGGUCGACGCCGACGCCAAGGCUCGUCUCGAGCACUACGGAUAA
Molecule: messenger RNA, 2748 nt
Organism: Diutina rugosa
Lineage: Eukaryota; Fungi; Ascomycota; Pichiomycetes; Serinales; Debaryomycetaceae
Exons: 1
Coding region: 1-2748 (915 amino acids)
Biological process (GO): protein import into nucleus
Cellular component (GO): nucleus; cytoplasm
Molecular function (GO): small GTPase binding; nuclear import signal receptor activity
Source: RefSeq, a predicted model, not a curated record